GCUUUUCUCAGUUGGAUUUGCAAACAGAGCCUAAGUCUUUAUCCCUUUUCGAUUCGAUUCAUCUCUGCUGUUAGAAUCGGGAUUCACAUCGUUCAUUCUUGGAUUCCCAGGGUUGAAUUAACUGAUUCCCCGAUUCUUCUUGGACUACCUGGUUCUCAAAUUCAUCUAUGGUCUGACGAGUUAAUUACCAGGUUUGUGCUCCUUGUGCAGUUAGAUAAUAGACCGUGAGGUUAUAGAUGUUCACAAGUGGGAAUUGCCCACAAAGAAUCGUUACAUGUGAAUACUAUACAUCAAAUUGCGUGAAAGGAAUGUUCAUGACAGCAGAUGCAGUGCUCGAAACUUCAGUUAAUGAUGUUACGAAGUCUUCCAGGUUCUGUGUACUCCCCCACUUCCAGAAUUGCAAGGAAGCUACUGGAAUCGUGAAGGUUGAAAUGCAGCAGGUGCUGAAACUAUGCCAUGAUGUUAUCUGGAAUUCGAGCCAAAAUACUCUUAACUGCACUUCUCACAAAUUUAUGGUUCUAAACGGUGAUUUCUCUUUAAAGAAAAAGGCAAACUAACUUCCAGGGCAAUGCUUUGAGAAGUGUUGCUUAUUCACAUAUCCCUUUUUGUGUUCUUUAAUUUAUUUGUCAUUAGGUGCAGUGGCGGAUCUUGUACAUAAAUUUUGAAGAUUCAAAUUUAUUUUAUGAGUUUUGGGUGUUCAAAUAGAUAUAUAAGUGUUUACACUAGCAUCCAUAUAUAUGUAUUUUUGCACUACUAGUUAAAAAAUUUGGGUGUUCACAUGAACACUUUUGAACAUAUGCAGGUCCGCCCCUGAUUAGGUGUAAAAAGUGGAGCUGAUGGAUGAAGUUCAAGUGAGAGGAGUAGAGGGGAUGAAAAUUACAGCUCCUGCUUAAAUUUAACAAGACCAACCACUGUGAUUAGCAAUCCUUGGGAGUUAGGGAAUGAAUAUUCCAAACAAAGUCUUAAGUCUAAACAAGUGGCUUCUAACCUAGCAGAAGCUUGGGAGAAGAAGACUCUUUUGGAAAACUAUAAUCUGAAGAGGAUUGCUAAUUUGGACAACUGAGUGUGAUAUGCGAGAUGAAGAUUGUUUCGGAAAGCUAUAAUGUGAUUAUGUGAAGAUGAUUGCUAAUUUGGACAAUUGAGUAUAAUCUGGCAAAUGUACCACUGAAUGUUGUUUUCAUAGCGUUGGUUUACUCCGUAACAUGAUGUUGGAAAGAUAUAUAAUUGCAAAUUCUUAUGUUUUCUUGUUCAAGCAUCUCGUGACACUUCUAUGCACCCACUAUAUAUGAUGGUACUUCCUAUCAUUAAAACAUUAUGAUCA
Messenger RNA from Cuscuta epithymum, 1321 nucleotides. Lineage: Eukaryota; Viridiplantae; Streptophyta; Magnoliopsida; Solanales; Convolvulaceae. The record is from the annotation of a GenBank genome assembly.